Messenger RNA from Klebsormidium nitens, 3855 nucleotides. The record is from the annotation of a GenBank genome assembly. Lineage: Eukaryota; Viridiplantae; Streptophyta; Klebsormidiophyceae; Klebsormidiales; Klebsormidiaceae.
CUGGAAGAGCGCCCCUCUCCGCCCUACACCUGGAGCCUUGCUAGAAAGAGAACAUGGUUGCACGCUAGCCUCUAGCGCCAAGCCAUCUCUAUUCGUCCCCCUGGAAAAGGAAGACGUCCCUGCAUUGGAAUUUGGAGUAGGUAGAGUGAAGGGCGUUGCUGUAUGAGUCUUCACUGUCAACUUGGCUUGUAUGCAUGCUUGUUGGCGGGAAGAGGCGGAUGAGUGAUAGGGAACAGCGUCAGCAGGCCACGGUAACGGAAGCAGCUCAUGCAUUGAUUCCAUCUCUCUAUCUGACAUAGGUGAUUUAAGGAGAGGAAAGAUGAAGGCAGAGCAGACGGGGAGCAGAAUGGGCCUGCAGGGCCUGUUUGCGCACAGGCGCCCUGUUUUUGGUCCCUCCAGGGGGGGGCUGGAUGAGCUAGCUGCCUUCGAAGCAGGCACUGAGACGGCAGUUGCGCUCCUCAAGGAUAUGGUGCGUGACCCUAGCUCCACCUUGAAAGACAUGAGCAAGCAUUGGAAGACGGCGCAGGUGCAUGCCAAGAAGAACUUCAAGGAGAUUCGACAGAAAGCGGGGGACUCGGUGGCGAUGCCCGAUCUGCAAGGAGCGCGACCGCUGGCUGAGGAUUGGCCGACCACUCUGCAAUUGCCGUGGAAGCACACGAGGGAGCUGCCCUAUGUGCAGGAGCUAGAGAAGAACUUGGAGGCGGUGAACAGGAACCUGAGAGAGUUUGGGCAGAUGGCGGGAGCAAGAGUGGAGCAGGACGGGGUGUUGUCGCUGCCGAACUUGAGCUUUGGCCUGAAGAAAGCGCCAACGGUGAGAAUCCCAGGAAGGGGUUUUGGAAAAAAGAGGGUUGCGCUGGGGCCGCGCCACCCGUGGGGGCUAGAUCUGGUGGAUGCAGACCAGCCUCUGUUUAGAAAGCUCAAAGAGAAGAGCCGUGCGCUGUCGUCCAACAAUCUACAAGGUGCAUUGGAGGAGUUUAUCAGCAAGAUUGAGAGCCCCAAGACGAGCAUGCGGCGCUCGCGCUCAGAGUCGGAGCUGCGGGAAAAGAGAAAAGGGUGGCGGGAUCUAGGGUUGAGGGACGAAGUGAGGCCGUUGGAGGAGUGGGACCUGUUCAAGAAGGUGAAGAAGAAGCUCAACGAGUUUGAGCUGAGUGCGGCGCAGAGCAUCCAAGAGAUCCAAGACGAGUCGCGAGCAAUGACCAAUGAGUGCUUGGAGGAUUUGAAGAAGAAUGUGCAGAGCCUGGCGGUUGCGCCCCCUCUGCGCAAGAAGAGAAAGGCGGCCAAGGGAGCCAAGCGUGAGAAGGAAGGUCCUCGGGGGUUGGACGUGCCCGCUCUAGAGGCGUCAGAGGUGCUUGAGAACCUUGUGCGGGAAGCGGAGCCCAUCUUGGAGCAACUAGGCGUGAGCGAUGCUAAGGGCAAAACGGACAAGGUCUGCGGCAUGCUCCGCCAAUGGCGCAAGAAGCCCCGAGUCCUCAGCCCCACUUCCGCACAACUCUCCAGCAACCCCGUGGAAACCGAAACCCUUGAUCAGCGCCUUGCGUCAGUUGCUGAAAGCACCGGGUACCAAUGGAAGGGGGGCAUGUGGGAGGAGCGGCGGGGGUCGGGCUCGCGGACGUCGACGUCGGUCUCGAUGAAGGACGUGGACAAGAUUGCGGUGGUGACAACUGCGGCGCUGCCUUGGAUGACCGGGACGAGCAUAAACCCGCUACUGCGCGCGGCAUUCCUAGCGAAGGCCAACAAGCAGGUGACGUUGGUCGUCCCGUGGCUUUCGGAGAGCGACCAGGAGCUGCUGUACCCCAACAAGCUCAAGUUCGAGACGCCCGCGCAGCAGGAGAGCUACGUGCGCAACUGGCUCGAGCAGCGCGUUGGCUUCAAGUCCGACUUCAAAAUCCGGUUCUACCCGGGCAAGUACUCCACUGAGAAGCGCAGCAUCCUGGCGGUCGGUGACAUUACGCACUUCAUCCCUGACGGGGAGAGCCAGGUGGCGGUCCUGGAGGAGCCUGAGCACCUCACGUGGUACCACCACGGGAACAGCUGGACCGACAAAUUCGACCACGUGGUGGGCAUCGUUCACACCAACUACCUCGAGUACGUCAAGCGCGAGGAGAACGGCGAGAUGCUCGCCUUCUGCCUGCGCCACAUGAACAACUUGCUCGCACGGUCCUACUGCAACCGCGUGAUCCGCCUCUCGGGCGCGACGCAGGAUUUCCCCAAGAGCACGAUUUGCAACGUGCACGGCGUCAGCCCCAAGUUCCUCGAGAUCGGCGACCGCGUCUCGCAGGCAAAGCGCGCGGGCGAGCCGACGUUCUCGCGGGGGGCGUACUUUUUGGGCAAGAUGGUCUGGGGGAAGGGCUACAGGGAGCUGGUCGACCUGCUGGGAAAACACAACGACGAGUUGGGCCUGAAACUGGACGUGUAUGGGAACGGCGACGAUCAGGAUGCGGUCCACUCUGAAGCCAAGGCCCGUAAUCUGCCGGUGACGUUCUACAAGGGACGGGACCACGGAGACAAGGCGCUGCAAUACUACAAGGUGUUCAUCAACCCGAGUAUGUCGGACGUGGUGGCCACGACGACUGCGGAGGCGCUCGCGAUGGGCAAGAUCGUGGUGUGCGCGGAGCACCCGAGCAACGACUUCUUCGCGCGCAACUUUGCCAACUGCUGGACAUACCGUACCGAGGAGGAGUUCGUGCAGAAAGUCAAGGCGGCAAUGGCGAGCGAGCCCGCCCCAAUGACCCCCGAUCAGCGCCACCUGCUCUCCUGGGAAGCCGCGACCGAGCGUUUCCUCGAAGCCGCGGAACCGGUUCUCGACCCGGCCGCGUCCGCCGGGCGCCGAAUGGCCCGUCUCCCGGGCACUCUGAGCCUCUCCGGUUUGGGCGGGAGCAACGUCACGUGGGAAAGUAUCCAGGAUAAGGCCCUCGCGUGGUUGUUGUCGGCGGGGAAUGGGCUCGAAGUGCUGCGGAGGGCCGGCGGGGGGAUCCCGGAUACGAUGCACUGUACGCCGGAGCUGUACCGGGAGCUUGGGGUGGAUCCGGUGCAGUUGCAGCGGCCGGUGUUUGGGCUGUAGAGGAAGACCGGGGGAAAAGAGGGACUUAGGAAGUACGAAGAGGUGACGAAAAGGAAGGAACUGUGGGGUAUCGAAAGGGUGGGGAGGAAGGAGGGGAGCGGAGAAGAGGGAAUUUGAGGAGUUCCCUGGUGCGAAGAAGAUUGCAUCGCAACUUGGGGGGUUGGGGGGCAGGGAGAAGGUCGUCCGCCAGCUGCGGCAGAGGGCGGAAGGAUUUUCACAAGAUGAUUUGCCAGAAUUGCCGGGGCAACUGCAAGGAGGGUUGUAACCGCGGGGGGUGGAGGGCUGUAUGGAGACCACAAUUACACGCCAACAUUGAUAUAAGAAUGUGUGAUACGGCCAGAGCGCAGCGUGCGAAUGGAGUAUGGGUCUAGUGAACAAUCGAUGCGGUGUUCAGGGCGUAAAUUUGUUACGGCGUUUUGAAUAAAGAGGAUUGGGUGACGAAUAGUGAAUGCCAAGGCUGCCCAUGGGAGCGCUGAAGCCGAGUCAGGAAACAAAGUAGGUCGACGCGUAAAGCCAAGGUCCUCGUGUGUUUGUGUGUGUGUACAGCUGGCGUACAGUCUGUACAGCGAGAACAUAGUGUACGCCCAAAGGGGCUUUCGUGUUGAUUUUUGUAAGCAACCAGAUGGUACGCGUCCAAAGCAGCAGGUCGACUUUGUGAGUCCUAGUUUCAAGCAAUAAGGCAGCAAUAAAACGCGACUUUGACUGUGCUUCAAGUACUGUUUUAGAUUGUGCGGUAAACAGAACGAUUUUGUGUGUUUUCAUCGAUCCUUGCAAAGAGACUAAGUAAAACCUGC